CUUGAAAUAUUUUUAAAAUGAUGAUUUUGUGCGGUUAGGCGGGCAAAUUUCACGAAAUCUCAAGCUUCUUUGGUACACCAACGCGCCAAUUCCCAUGUCUAUUGAAGACUCUUCCUCUUCCUCUUCCUCUCCAAUCCCUAAUUCAUUCUCAUGGAUUCAAUUGAGCCGCCAUCGUUUUCGCUAGGGUUUGAUCUUGAUGCUGCAUUGGAUCCCCAAUCUGAUUCCCAUCAAAACCCUAGCUUCUCCGGCGAGCAUUUAAUUGGGGACGAGCCAGAGCCUGGACUCACGGUCCCAGAUUCCGAUCAGGAGCUUGAACAAGAUUAUGCGAGCCCUGUUCUCAAGCGGCUGCGACGAGGGAUUAAUCCAAACAAGUGUCCUGCGAAAGAUGAUAGAGGCGUGGGCCGCGUGGCCAGUGAGUUGUUAGGUUGCAGGGAGGAUCGGGAUGAUGAUGACAUCGAGGAGUUCUCUUCUCCAGAGGAUUCUUCUCACACGGACGCACCUGCAUCAACAAGGAGUCAUUUUUCUAGUUGCAACUCAAGGGUGCCACUUCAUGGUACUGGGGUCUUGUCUAAUCAGCCUUCUAUCUCCCGGGGCAAAAGAAAGCAGUCGGAUGUUCCAGCAUCUGCUGGCUCUGGGAUUAGUUCUGUUGCAUCUUUGUUUCAGAGGCCAACUCAUAGUCCUCUGCGAAGGUUCCAGCUUCUAGAUUCAGAUUCAGAAGAUGACCAUCCAUCCGCCAGUAGAGAUUUAAGCGGAGUAACUACAACAACUAAUUCAUCCUCAAAGGAUAACCUUUCUGUUCCAAGUAAACCAAAGAGAAAGGAACCUGGGUCUAUCCCCUGUAUUAAAGAUCUGUGGAAAGAUUUUUGCCCGGCAAGUUCCAAGAUUCAAACACCAGCUUUGGAUGAUGUUUGUCAGGACUAUUUUAGCUCCAUCAAGACGACUAGCGCAUCUCAGAAACAAAGCAGCGCUGUGGCAAGUAGUAGCAAUAGCGGAUAUCAUAACGAGACUGGCUUUCAGCAAACUGGGCAAUUUUUGGAUUUGUCCCAACCUUCUCCUCCAUCUCAUCGUUUCUUCUUGCAUAGUGAUCCAAGGAUCCGGAAUCUAGCCCGAAAGCGGUUACCAAACUUUUUGCCCCUGGGAAUUGUCAAUGAUAGGGAGAGCCAGCGAGAGGUGUUCCUUGUUGAUUAUAUGAAUCAAUUUGGCAGCAACGGGAGUUCUAAAACUGGAGCCUCUAGCAGCAAAAGCUCCAGAAGAGGGCAAACAAAGUCAAAGGUUUCAAAGGGCCAAGAGAGCGCACACACUUCUGGAGGCUGGUUGAAUCCUAAAACGAGUUCUGCAGUUCCAACGGAUGCUGGGAAAAGACGUGUAUCAGCUAAGAGUGGCUCUGCAGGUCACUGGUUCACAUCCGCAGAAGGAAGGAAGGUUUAUAUCUCUAAAACCGGACAGGAGUUCGCAGGUCAAAGUGCAUAUAGAUGUUACAAAAAGGAGACAGGAGGCGGGUUUAAGAAGUCCAGAAAGAAACGACAGCCAAAGAAGAAGGCGAAGAGCUGAAGAAAGGAAGCCAUUGUUUCCUUCUAAGAACUCAGCACACCCCUAUUGACUCCUUCCUAUCUUUUAAUUCCCACCUCUGAUAUAUGAAUCUUGGAGUUUUGCUCUCUAUAUAUCGGGAGACAACGUAUGAAACAAAUGCAGAGAACCUGGAAAGUCCAUGUGUCUGUGAUCAGAAAGUUUCUCUAGAUUCAGAGACUGAUGGGUUUCUUCUCAAAUAUUUUCAGCUGUUUCGCAAAGGAAUCCUCUGGGUCUAGAGACUACAUGUGUGACGGUGGUGUUUGUGUUCUACGAAGAUCCAAGACCCCGAAGCUUCAAAAGGGUUAAUUUAAUACAUUUACUUUAGUUCUUGAAGCUAUGUAAUCGAUAUUUUGUAGUAUUUUCCAAUUUGUAAAGAUGCAAACCGAAAGAGAUUCACGGGUUAGCACA
This is a messenger RNA of Camelina sativa (false flax), 1977 nucleotides long. RefSeq lists its product as uncharacterized. The record is from RefSeq and is a predicted model, not a curated record. Lineage: Eukaryota; Viridiplantae; Streptophyta; Magnoliopsida; Brassicales; Brassicaceae.